AAGAGCGGCACUUCCGGUCAGUGAAGGUGACAGUAAUGGCGGCGGUAUCAGCGGUUCGCGGGAUCGGCUCGAAUCUGUCGAGGAAUCUGCGGGAGAUCCGCCUGCAUUUGUGCCAGAAAUCAGCGGCCAGCCAGGGGACCAGGGAUUUUAUCGAGCAGCAUUAUGUGACGUUAAAGAAGGCAAACCCUGAGUUUCCCAUCCUGAUCCGAGAGUGCUCUGGAGUCCAGCCCAGGCUGUGGGCUCGAUAUGGUUUUGGUAAAGAACACAGCGUUUCACUGGACAACAUGAGCGUCGACCAAGUGGCCAAAGCACUUGAAACCGUAGUAAAUGCAAAGCCCUAAGCAAGCCUCACAAUGUAAAAUGUUGUAAAUGUUAUGCGUGUCACAAAUCGAAAUUAAAUGUAUGUUCUAAAAUC
This is a messenger RNA of Pimephales promelas (fathead minnow), 415 nucleotides long. It is a transcript of the gene ndufa2, whose product is annotated as NADH:ubiquinone oxidoreductase subunit A2. Gene Ontology annotation, cellular component: respiratory chain complex I. Lineage: Eukaryota; Metazoa; Chordata; Actinopteri; Cypriniformes; Leuciscidae. The record is from RefSeq and is a predicted model, not a curated record.